Molecule: messenger RNA, 1509 nt
Organism: Colias croceus (clouded yellow)
Lineage: Eukaryota; Metazoa; Arthropoda; Insecta; Lepidoptera; Pieridae
Exons: 2
Coding region: 472-1170 (232 amino acids)
Source: RefSeq, a predicted model, not a curated record
UCAUAAUCACAUUACUUCGAUUAUUGUAAUAGCCUCGUAUCCAAUACUUUCGCUUGGUUCUUUUUUUUCUGGAAUUUCUUAUGACCAAGUAAGCAGCACAUAUUCCACUAAGUAAAAUGUUGUCGUCGCACAUGUUUCCACAAGCUGACAAACUACGAAUGAACUAGGUAAAUGACUAUAUUGGCGUUGCGUUCGUUAACGCUUUCAAUAUUGAAUUCAAUAUUGAAAGCGACAAACGAAAGUUGAAUAGAAAGAUGAAGACGAAACUUGAAGAUGAAAGUGCAUAGCUAUGUCCACACUGUGCCUUUUUUCGUUCAUCAAGGGCAUGCGUCACAGCGCAGUCAACAACAACAGACGCAUGCCCUUGACGCAUGCGACAUGCGUUAUUGACAGUUGAAAGCACAGCGCGCGCUGCGAAACACGUUUCCCGCGUCGGGUGGAUUUCUGUGCCACAAAGCGUUCAACAACAAGAUGGCGGACGAAAUUACAUUGAAUUUUAUAGAAGAUUACCGAAACCUUCCACAGCUCUGGGAUCCAAAUAACAAACUUUAUACAAAUAAAGUAAAGAGGAACGAUUGUUUACAAGUUUUGGCUACUAAAUAUAACAUGGACAUCGAUGGUGUUAAAAAAAAGAUAAAAAGUCUACGCUCAUAUUUUUCCAAAGAGCAUCAGAAAGUUAUGAAGAAAAAGAGUGGCUCUGGAUCCGAUGAGAUAUACGUUUCACCGUGGUUUGCCUAUAAACAUCUGUUGUUCACGGCUGACUCUGUGAGUGUGACGCCAAGGGAAACUAGAGAAACUAGUACUGAGGAAGAAAAGGACACGCAAGCUGAAUUAUUCAAUAGAGAAAGCUCUGCGACUUCGCAGUGUACGGGUAUAUCUGAAGAUGAGCAUGAUUUUACCUUACCGUCAAUAAGAAAGAAGAGAAAUGUUAAAAAAACAAAGAUUGACGAUAAAGAGGAAGAAGCUUAUAAAUUUAUGAAAAGAGCUACCGAAGAAUUAAGUGAAAAAGAUGAGUUUACUGUUUAUGGACAAUUAAUAGCUUAUAAAAUUCGAAAUCUUAAUCCAUUAAAUCGGCUAUUAGCUCAACAGCGCAUAAAUAAUAUACUUUUUGAUCUGGAAAUGCAAGAGAUGACUGGUGCAGCCGCAACGCAGAAUGUUACUGAGGAUUGAGAUGUGGAAUGUGUCUGAGAUACCGAAUUGAGCAACGCUUGUCUUUGAUAUUUUCGUUACUAAUUCAUUGUUUCAUAUUCGUUAUUAAGUUUUAUAUAAGUAGUUACUGUGUUAAGUAGGUUCUGGUCUUAUUUAAAGUUACUUACCUAUAUACAGGAUAUAAAAUGUUGUCGGAAACAUUCAUAUUUUAUUAAUAAAUAUAAUAGAAGAAUUACCAAUAAAUAUUUGAUAAGUUUUGAUACAGUAGGUAACUAGUUUCAUGCAAUUGAAAUAAUAUAUAUAUGUUACCGGAAAUGUAUGAAAUCAAGGAAUUGUAUACAAUUCCUAGGAAAUGUGUAC